Molecule: messenger RNA, 3999 nt
Organism: Jaminaea rosea
Lineage: Eukaryota; Fungi; Basidiomycota; Exobasidiomycetes; Microstromatales
Product: Nrap protein
Exons: 2
Coding region: 1-3999 (1332 amino acids)
Biological process (GO): tRNA export from nucleus; rRNA processing
Cellular component (GO): small-subunit processome; UTP-C complex; CURI complex
Source: RefSeq, a predicted model, not a curated record
AUGGCAGCUGGCACAAAGAGAAAGCACGCCAUUGCUUCGACAGCUGAUCAGACCGCUUCUGCUGGCCCAUCGAGGCUUUCGAAGAGGCCAGCAAGGCCCGUCGCUGCCGAUCUCAUGGAUGGCAGCGAUGAUGAUGAUGGUGAUGACGACUUUGAUGAUGGAGAAGAUCUGCUCGCGGCUGCACAAGCUGGGACGGCGGUUUCAGAAGGAGAAGAAGAGGGAAGCGACGACGACGAAGACGAAAACGACGAAGACAUGAGCGAAGGCGGGGCUGGUGCGUCAGCAUACGAGUCUGAGGGCGAUGAGGACGACUUCGAGCUGCUCGAUGGCGAGGAUGAUGCAGAGCAAGAUGAUGAGGAGAGCGCCGUCGCAGGAGGCAGCAAGUCUUUGAACGGCAAGAAAAAGUCAAAAGUUGACCUCUAUGCGCUUCCAACCAACGAGGAGCUGCAAGCACUCACAGAAGUAGGGGAGCAAUUCAAAUCCGGCCUCGUCAAGAUGAAGAUAGAGGAGAUGGUCUCCAGCGUCACGCCAAAGCACAGCAAAGCCAAGCCACUCGAGGCGAUACUACAUCGUCUUCGUUCUCUCGUCGAGUCGAUCGAACCGAUCCCCGCCACAUCGGUUAAGGAAGCGGCAAAGGCGAUCAAGAAGCGCUUCCCUGCCAGCAACGUCACCAUCCCCUACGGCAGUGUCGCUCCCCCGAAGAAGGACGCGCAGUACUCCUUGGCCUUUGAGCCUCCCGCAGCUUUGCAGCUGGUGGGAAGCUGGCCACUCAAGGUCGCAGCUAAGCGUCCGUCUGGCCUGGACGUGGAUGUGGCGCUGGUGAUGCCCUCAUCGCUCUUCCAGGAGAAGGACCACAUGAACUAUCGCUACUUUCACAAGAGAGCUUUCUACCUUGCCGUAGUCGCUGCGGCUAUUUCGACCAGCGAGGAACUGAGAGGCGUACAGGUGACCUUCGGCGGUGACGAGCGCCGCCCGACGUUGGUGCUAUCGCCACCAAAGGACAAGUCGGGCCUUGACUUCUCCAAGCUCAAGGCAGAAGUGAGGAUCCACCUUGCUCAUCAGCCGGAUCUAUUCCCUCCCGCUCGCCUCGCACCUGGCCGCAACAAUGUUCGCUCUGCAUCAGCCGACGAUGAAGCCAGCGGCAGUGCCUUGGCUGCGCCUACCCCACGAUACAACGCCUCCAUCCUUCUCGACUCCCUUCGUGCUCCGCACCUCGUUUACCUACACGCUACGGCAAAAGCAUGCCCAGCGUUCACCGACGCCGCCCUUCUGCUGCGCGUCUGGGCGUUCCAGCGCGGCUUUGGCUCCGGCCACACCACGGAUGGGAGUGUACGCCGACUUGUAGCGGGGACAGAAGGGGCGCGCUUCGUCCUUACGAUGGUGCUCGCUCACUUGCUCCACGGAGAGGAGCUCAGCGAUCGCAAAGCCGGACCUCUGGGAGUGGCAGCACGCGCCAAGCUUUUCAACACCUUCAGCAGCUAUCAGCUCUUCCGCGGGUGCAUAGACUGGCUGGCCACGCACGACUUUGCUUCCCACCCAGUCUUCAUGAAGUCCGCACCAGAGCACGGCUUAGUCUCACGAUCGGACCGGAUCCCGCGGGAAGACUUCACUGCGCAGUACGAGCGUGUGUUGGUGGAUCCAACGGGUAGCGUGAACCUACUUGACGAAUGGACGCCCGGAGCAGUGGAUCUGCUUCAGCAUGAAGCGAGGCUGACCUUCGCGAUGCUUGACGACGAGGGACCGACGGAUCACUUCAGCGACAUCUUUCUGAGGGCGAAGAGUUGCCCCAGCUUCACGUUUGACGAGUUAGCGAGCGUACGUCUGGAGAGCUCGCAUUCAGAAGAUGCGGCAGCUUUCGACCACGCCAGCGCUGCUGCGGCCACGCUGGCAGCCGUACAAACAACUCUACGUCGCGCCUUAGCCACACGCUGUCAUUUCACCACGGUACUGCAGUCAGCAGAGGAAAGCGGCAAACUUCGCACUCUCAACAGCAAAUCCUUCUCCGCUCCCUCGCAAAUCGAGCUUGGCUUCCUGUACCGCGGCACACAAGCACAGCGCAUCGUGGAGCACGGGCCCCUCCAGGAGGAUGUUGCUGCUUCAGAGGAGUUCCGACAAUUCUGGGGAGAAGAGGUGGCAGAGCUGCGUCGCUUCAAGGACGGAAGGAUUUCGUACAGCGUUGUGUGGGAGGUGGGGCCCCGACAGGCGGAGAGGGCUGGAAUCCCGAGACGCAUCGUACGACAUGUGAUGCAGAGGCAUCAUGGUGACGUGCUGGCGGGAGAUGCUAUUCGCUUCGAGGGAGGGGGCUUCACCGGCCUUGUAGAGGCACCAGAGUCAGUUACGAAAGCGGCGUACCUCGCCUCGCCUGAAGAGAGAGGCGGUUUUCAACUGGUCCAAUCAGCCUUUGACACGCUGGUCAAGCAACUGCGCUCCCUUCCCUCCGACGAGGUUCCCCUCUCCCUCAUCACUGCAACCCCUUGCAGUCCUGGGCUACGAGGCACCUCAACCUUCAUCCCCGCCCCCCUCGACGUUGCUGCUCUAGGGACGCCUCGCACGCCAGACUGUGCUUCUUGGCUCCCAGUUCACGACGUCAUCCUGAGCUUCGAGGCCUCGGGCAAAUGGCCAGACGAUCUUGAGGCCAUUCAGGGCAUGAAGAUGGCACUCCUCGAGCGCGUAGCCGCAGCGCUGCAGACGGUCAUCGGGGAGGGAAUGCACGCUCGCAUUGCGUUCGAUGCCGACGCGGUCGGUGCGGGAUCGAUACAGGAUGAGGUCAGCUUGGAGCUCACGCUCCCCUCCGGCUUCGCAUUCCGGCUGCGUAUCCAACAUGAUCGCGAGCGGGUCUUGCUGGAGCGCAUCGUAGCGGACCGCUUCGCCACCCCUGCGCAGCGCAGUGACGCUACUCGCGCUCUUACUCGACACAGGCAGCGCUUCACCCAUGCUCCGAAGCACCACGCACGCGUUGCGGCACUGGUUCACCGCUUCCCCGCGCUGGGCGAGACGACUAGGCUGCUGAAGCGUUGGGUGCGCGCCCACCAGCUGGAUGAGGAGGGUCACGUUCCUAACGAGGCGCUCGAGCUGCUCGCUGCGAGCGUAUUUGUGAACGACACCCCGCUCGGCUUGGCCCCUUCGACUGGUCAAGCUGGGUUUACGGCGGCGCUCCGCAGGCUGGCUGGAUGGGACUGGAAGGCCGAGCCCCUGCUCGUCGCUGUUCAGGCCGCCAUCCUUGCAUCGGACCAGCAGGCAGGCAAGGCAGAGAACGCUACACAGUCGCAACAUCAGCCGUUCAAGGAAGCUCGCACAUCCGACCCUUCCCUCUCCCGCCGCGCAUGGUUCAUCGUGACGGACGACGAAGAGGAGGAGGCCGAGGCUAGCGAUGAAGGAUCAGAUGCGUUCUCCCUCGCUACGAUGCGUGGCCCGGCAGCAGCGAGCGCACAUGCGUUGCAGACGUUGGCCAGGGGGGCGUGUGGACUGAUAGCUGCUCGCGAUGGGCAGGAAGAAGGGGAUACGAUGGCGCUAGUCAAGGCUUUGUUCAAGCCCAGUCUGGGUCACUUUGACUUCCUCCUUUACCUGAACCCAGCCGUGCUCUCAAGGUACGCCCCGCAGAACAUCAGCGCCGAUGCCAGCAUCUGGUCCUCCUCAUCAUCAGGCAGCUUCAAGAACAAGCCUUCGAAGAAGGCAGGCCCAGUGACGCAACUGGGUCGCACCCCUCGUCCUGGCUUCGACGCUGCUGCCUCCUUCGUCCAGCUGCUUCGCGGCCUCUACUCUGACUCGCUGCGACUCUACUACGAUGUAAACGGUGGGGACGUCGUUGGUGGUCUUUGGAACCCGGCGUUGAGCCAGAGAGAGGGCAAGAGGUUCAAGCCGAGAAUCGGGUUCAACGCGAUGCCCGUGGACGGGAAGGAAGGCGGGGAGAAUGUGAAGCUGAAUAAGGAGGCAGUGCUCGCUGAGCUGGAGAGAUUGGGUGAGGGGCUGGUUGUGAGGGUCGAGAGUAAGGAGAAGUGA